CCUCACAAUGCUCCUUCCUUCGCAGAAUUGCAGGCUUCAAUCGUCGAGGACCAAUUCGCUGGCCAAUUUUAUUUGCUCUUUAGCGGCCGAUGUGCAGUCUGCAUCACAGAUUCAUCACCGCAUCGAAUCAGAAUUUUAGUCAGGCACUCAUGCGGUUCUUCUCUUGUAAGAACGUGGUCGUAAUACUCGUUUAUACCUCAAGGUUGUGCUUCGUCAAACCCUAGCUGUUAUCGCAGCUUGUACAGCGCAACAGGAAAGGUCUGCACAGAGACAAGAAACCCUUUUAUUUUUCUGGCUUAUCUCCAGCUCAUCCUUCUUAUGGCGUGAUGCCGAGGUGACUGAUCCCAUGCACAAAGAUAGUAACUAUGAGUUCUUCCUUGCCGGGAUCACCGUAUGAGCUCUCAAUUCAGCAAGACCUUCCUCCUGCACCAAAUGUUGGAACACAAUGCGCAGAUUGGUUGCCCCGAUUUGCAGGCUCAAGCUGGUUGGCGUAUGCUGCUAGCAGUGCCAUCGUGAUUGCUACUGCAGCGUCCCCAUUGAAUUCUGGAGAAUCCUCUUCCGGCCGUUUUUUCCAGCAGGUUCUUGAAACACGUACCAAUAAUGACGGAGACGACUGCAUAGGAAGGAGCUUGGUGACAAGUGUAGGAUGGGCACCCGUGGGUUCAUCUGUUGGUCAGCUGGCUGCUGCAUGCGGCAAUACUUUACUAUUGUAUUCACCCACGACGUUGGCGAGUGCCACAGCUGGCUCACGUUAUUCAGAGAUUCCAUUGGCGUGGGAAACCAAGCAGGUCAUGCAACACUUAUUUCAGAUUCUCACUUUUUCAUGGACCGAAUCAGGAGAUGGGCUACUAGCUGCCGGAUCAAAUAUUGCCAUGUGGAAACGGGGUGAAGCAGGAUUUUCGGUUCUCUGGCAAGUUCAGUGUACUGUACCCCAAGUGUAUGCAGCUUCUUCAUGGUCCUCUGCUGGUCUGGCAGCCACGGUGGAUUGUACUCUGGGGACGCAUCCUAAAUCUGUUGCGACGAAAGAGUCAACUAUCGAUGGAGAAACUUCGGACUCAUUGAACUCAUUAAGCGGAAAAGCAACAGUGUGGUGGUGGUGGCAGGAAGCUCAUGAAAUUCAAGGGAUUGAGUUACAACACCCUUCUGAGGUUUCUAUGAUCCAGUGGAGGCCGUCGAAUGGUUGCGGAGAGGAUCCAUUCACUUAUCGGCCUGUGCUUCUUACGUCUUCAAGAGAUGGCUCUUUACGCCUAUGGCUGGACAUGGAAGGUCCUAGCUAUUUAAGCUUCUGUUUUGGAGACAGUCAGGAAUUGAGAAAGAAGCCCACUUUCUCCAUGGCUGCUGUGGUUGACGUGAACAAGUGCUUGAAUGGCAUUCUAGGAUACGACAUCUUUGUGACCUGGGCUUCUGAAAACAGGACCCGGGGUAAUUCUGAAGAGAAGAGGCUCUUAACGAGAAAUAACAGUGUAAAAAGGCCAGAUUUAAUACCUUGUGAGUGGCUGGUUGGAGUUGGGCCUCGUGGCAAAGUUGCACUAUGGUCUAUUCACAGUCUGGAUGAUAUAUUACCUACACGUUUUCCUCGAGUUACUCUUUGGCAGGAGGGGGAUGGUGUUUUAGCUCAGCCAUCUACAUUCUAUCCAUUUCGAAUGGAGGAUGCUGAUAAUGCGAGGGAUCGACUGAUGAUGAUGAAAGCUGUUGUUCAAAGACCUGAAGGGGCGAUGGCCGUCCCUCCUUCUUCUUUGGAUCUUUUUGAAGCUCUUCCAAGUGGACAUUUUCGAUGGUCCCGCUUAUGGCCACCUGUUUCUGCCGUAGGAACUGGAGGAGGUCACGUCGGCUCAGGAACCCAAACAUCAAGAAAUAAAAGUUCAUGGGGGGUAUCAUCUGAAGUUGUUUAUCUAGAUGGUCAUCGUGGUGCUAUCGUUCAGGUUGCUCUUCAUCCUAGCCCUACAGUUGCGCUUGCAGCUUCUGUUGAUGAGCAAGGAGUUAUCUUGUUGUGGGACUUAUCUGCAUGGGCUAGUCCUCAGGUCGAAGUCAUGAGCUCACAAACUUUAGGUUGGAAGUUGGCUGGUCAAAUCUCAGGUCUCCUUAAUACGUCGUUGUUUUAUCAGCUAAUUGCAUGGGCUCCUUCAUCUUUACCUGAAGGGAGAGCUAUAUUGCUUGCCGGAGACCUCAUGAAAAUCGACUGCUUUUUAGUUGGUAGGAGUGAUUCACAACGGAAGGGUGUAACGUCUGUUCUCUUUGAUCACCUGUACUCCCUGCACUGCUCCACUUUUGACAAGGGGGAUCACCUUAACGCCUUCACUGCGGUUCCUAUGCCAUUGAAUGCUCUUCAGCAGGUUGCUGAAGAGAGAAGCUUUCUCAUCGUAGGGACCAACCGAGGAGGUAGUAUCUUAGCUUCAUGGGUGGUGGAGUUACAAGUGACUGCGCUCUCUGAUGGUGGCCAAGAUGAUAAGGUUGCUGCAGUAGAUACCCAAGAGGUUCAGGAGACGGAGAGGCCUCACUCUAAACUCCAAUAUUUGGAAAAGUCAGGUUACACGCUAUAUGGAGGCUCUCUUACCUCUCAGGAGCGAAUAUACAUAAGAGGCAGUUUUGUAGGGUCCGCAAAUUUUGAUGCUGAUCAGUGUGUGACAAGCAUUGCUGUAGUUCCAGGAUUUAUCAAAGGUUCUUUGUCAACCCAUUUGGAGGUGUACCAGAAGGCCCACCCAUAUGAUGUUUUGACAGGUUGUGCAGAUGGUAGUAUUCGAUUGUAUAAAGUCUUCUGCUCUCAGGCACAUUCAGUUGUGCCUCAAACUAGGUCUUUCGUCUGGGAAUGCGUAGGUGUUGUGCGUGCUCACUGUAGUUCUGUAAUCUUAGCUGCUGCAACUGCUAGUGGUGAUAAGUUUGCUUCGGUUGGGGACGCGGAUCACAAGUUAGUGAAGAUUUGGGAAGUGGACGGCUGCAACGAUGAUGGGGACUUUGAACUUGAAAGUCAAAUUACUUUUCCGCAAGCCGUCGUUGCAUUAAGCUGGAUGAAUGCUGGUAUGGGCUGCGUGCUGCUGGCUGUUGCAACAAAAUUCGAUCUUUUCAUUUAUGCCCAAGACAGGACAUAUUCUCAUAAGGGGGUUCCGAAAGAUAGAGUCUGGAUCUGCCUUGCCUCCUUUUUGUUUAAUACUGCGAUUGAUCAUCUUUUCUGGAGCUUUCAGGGUUCACCUAUACUGGCAUCACAAGGCCAUAUAUGGGUUUUCAGCCCCUGGGUUUGUUCAAAGACGAGAUUAAGUGGUUAUCAUGGUUACGUACAUUCUUCAAACGGAAUUCCUCAGCCAGCCGCGCGUCACUCAUGUAGUCUUCUUCAAGCCGCAGAAGCACUUGUUUCUCCUUUACCGGAUUAUCACCCCAGAGCGCUUUUUUGGAGCUUAUUUAAAGGAAAUAUGUCACGGGCUCGUGCAUGUGUUCGUCAUCUUGCUCACCACUUGGCAACUUCUGCAAAAUCUACUGCAAAACGUGAUGGGACACUUCAUUCUGAUUGGAUCGAUGGAGCUUACAUCCGUGUUCCUCGCAUGAGACUGGCUAAUCUUCUUCAAAAUGAUGUUUCUAUCACGACUCAAUCCUCAGCGAAUUCGGAUUCUGCUUACAAAGCAAAUUUCACUCUUAUGAACUCUGAUAUGACUCAACCAGUGCCAUCAAAUGUUAACGAUAAAUAUUCAUUUUUGAACAACACAUCAUGGUUGGAUGAGUUUUCCGAUGAGAUUAGUGAGACUAAGACAUUGAAUAAGACUCAAUCACAAGACUCCGUUAAAACUGGGGGUUUAGAGUCUUUUUCUCAAACUGAGAUGGAAGCCAUUAUACAAUUUAUAAAAGAAUCCAAAAGUGUGUUACAGCUCUCUAAGGAAGAAAUCAAUCAGGUGCUUGCACUGGUGGAAGUGGUGGGGGAAAUGGAUGGUGUUAGGCAACCUUCACGAUGUGCAGGUCUUGACACCUCUGGACAAAGGUUUUGGUUGGCGUAUCGAUACAACAGUUUACUUGCGUCGCAAUCAGUUGGUCAGAAGGGAGAUAUACGAGGUAGUCAAGUGGAUUCAGAAGCAUUGGCGUGGGCUUUGCAGUCGGAUACCAAGGAGACUCUGCUGGAUAUUUGCGCAUCCGAACAAUCUUUGUGGCCAGAAUUACGUGCACUGGGUGUUGGCUUUUGGUUUACUGAUGCCGUUCCCCUUAAGAAAAAGAUGGAGAAAGUGGCUCGGUUACAAUUUAUGGCAAGCAGAGAUGCCAAAGACUGUGCCUUGCUGUAUAUAGCUUUGGAGCGACGCACAAUUUUGGCGGGGCUUUUUAAAAUAAGUAAAGAUGAGCGUGAUAGACCUCUUGUCGACUUCAUGGCUAGAGACUUUCGAGAGGAGAAGCACAAGGCAGCUGCUCUUAAGAAUGCCUAUGUUUUAAUGGGAAAGCAUAGGCAUGAGCUGGCAGCAGCAUUUUUUCUACUGGGUGGAGACAUGGAUUCUGCGGUGUCUGUCUGUAUAAAGAACCUGGAAGAUCCGCAGCUAGGGUUGGUUGUGUGUCGCCUUGUAGAAGGUGCCGACGGUCCUGUUGGACGCAAAAUGAUCAGCAAAUAUGUUCUCCCAGGGGCUUUAAGGGCUGAAGAUUAUUGGCUCGCAAGUCUUUGUCAGUGGUUAUUGGGCAAUGGAAUUGAGACUAUGCAUGAGGUUGUUUCUGGACACCAGCCUUCUAUAUCUUUUCAGAGCGUGCAGGGGAACGCAACUGAAACCAAAACAAUCAGUAGUUCCAUUCCUUUGGAUCCUGAUGUGGCAGAUUACUGCUCUGUUCUAGCAUUAAAGCCUCGUAUUCUUCGAGAACCUAACAGAGGAAAAGUGGUGGCCAUCUCAAAGCAAGCCACACUGCGAGCUUCAUUAGCACUGAGGAAAAUUGGACUUCCUCUGCAAGCUCUAGAGCUUAUGACAGCUAACUCUGGUGUUAAGAAUAUUGCUGAAAGCGGGCGACGAGAGAAUUCCUCACAAAGCAUGGGCUUCAAUCUGGACCUUGUGAAACUUGCGGCCUCUCAAGAUGGACGUAUUCAUACGAAUCGCCUUCUCCCCGAACUGAUUGCAGAUAUUCAAGAGCUUUCAAAACUGAACCUUGCUCUUGAGUUGAUGUCAGAACUGGUGCAAGAAUACUCGGAUUGGACAGGUGCACAGCAAGGCUUUAUGCGCAGGCUUCCAGACGUACCUGAGGGUGGUGAAUCAUCUAGUAAUGCUGAGGCGGGGUCUGCUAGCGAAGAGGACGCUGAGAAAAGAAUUGAAGAAGGGCUUGAGGUGUUGAAAAGGACUUUUUCUCUAGAUGUCUCUGCCUUUGUUGCUGGGGUCGUAACGUGGGCCUUAAAUCAUCAUCGGCUGUAUGUCUACUAUCGUUAUCUACUUGCACAGCACGCAGGAUUCAAAAAUCCGGAACAGAAGUUCAGUUUAAGCUCUGGAGUAGGUCUGACUUUAAAAUGCGAUAUUUUGGGAUCAAUAUGGACAGAAGCCCCGUGGGGACUUGCUCGGAUGAUCCUGGGUUGUGGUGGCUCAGUUUCCUCAUUGCCUUUCAUCGCAUCUAAAUGGCUUCCUUGGAAAUCUACGAUGCCUAAGGAACAGAUUGAGGAACUGGUACGUUAUGGAGGAGAGCUCCAGAAACUCGCAAGUUUAUUGAGUGGAUAUACUGGUUCUACUGACAGUCAAGUGAACGAAAAUCCAUUUCAUUUGGGAAAUGAAGACUUAAAGAAUAAGACUCAGCGGGCCAUGAUCCUUCUAGCAUUUGUCUACUACGUAAGCGCAGCAUGGCUAGGAAAGAAUGGGAGAGCUCUUGUCGCCUUAGUCAGGCCGACAAUUAGUGACGCGACAAAAGCCCCUGAAGUACCUAAAACAAACAAUAGCGUGAAAUGGUUCCGAGAUCUCAGUUCUCAAUCUCGUGUGGAACAAAGCAGUUUGACAACUUCUGCAGUCUCUAGGAACUUGGGCGCAUCUGUCUCAAUACCUGAGGAAGAAGCAUGGCGAGUUACUGGUGUUGCCCUUUGGGUUCACAUGGUUGCUUACAUCAAAAAACAGUUGGCAGGAACGGGAAAGGAGACUGGCUACAGUGGAUUUGGCCGUGUCUCGGUCCCCCUAGCCCCACCGAAAAAUGCAUCAAGUUUGUCGUCAUCUAAUGUUGCCAGCGCUUCGCCAGCCCCCUCCACCUCUUCAUCUAGCCGGCUGGUAGCUACCUUUAUGGGUCUUGGAAUACAAUCUGCAUCUGCCGGGUCCUCCACAGCAUGGUCUGAAAUAAAAAAUAAAAUGCGGGAAGAUACUCAAGCAGCAACGAAUGUCUCAACUCCAAGUAACCGAGAUAUUGUCAGAGUGGUGGAUAGUCCAAGAUCAAACAGGAAUUAUGGAGAUCUUUAUUUAUCUCUGCUCAGUUCCCUAGGAUGUGUAGCUACUGGACUUCAACAGCAAUUAGCUGCACAUCUGCAAACUUUGUUGGAAACAAAAGGAAACAGCGAUCCCUUGGUGCUUUGGCUUUGGGGAAAGUCUCCUGAUUCAAAGAUGGAGGGUUCAAAUUCUCCAAAUGCAGGGACAUCUGCAAACAAACCAGCUAGUACUAGCGUUUGGAGGCAGCAAUCGCCAGUUUAUCCAGAAAUUCAGCUGGGUGGAGACGAUGAAUCUAGUAAGGAACUCUGGUCGCUUUUGGUUAUGAAAGAAAGUAUACGAUCCACCCUGGCAAUGGAGGGUGUGAUUGCACCUAGACCUAUCAUACCAAGUGCUAAUGUAGGUGGCUGGCGAGAAGCAAGGAAGAGGUCCACUCUUUCGGUUACUGGAGUGGAUAAGCAAACUUCAACAGACUCUUCUACCAAGAACAGUAGGAUUACGGAUAAGGCUCUCACUAUCGGAGGCACUCGAGAUCGCGAAGGAUCGGAGGGGUGUUAUGCACCAGAAUUUCAGAAGCCGGAAGUUAUGUUUUCUUUGAGUGGCGAGCUUAUUGAGGCAUUUUGUAUAAAUUCUUGUAAUCCGAAUCAAGUUGUUCUCGCCACCAAUCGCAAGCAGGGACUGAUGUAUCUAGAUUUGCACACACGUGGACCAUUCACCGAGACCUCCGAACCCGUGUUGGAGGAAUGUCUCUCGUCUCCACCGAGGAGAAGUAGCUGGGCAGGAGCGGUGGCAACUCCUGGGUCUAAUUUGAGAAGUCAGAGAAGUUCAACUGUAAGUUUAGGUGGUCCCGCAGCAGGUGGACCUGUGAAGUCAGGAAAGGAAACUCUCAGAGUUGGGGGUGCUGCAUUUGGGAUGCCUGGUUACGGAGGCAUGGGUGCUUGGGGUGGUUGGGAGGACUGGGAAGAUGUUGAUAGUUUCGUGGACCCAAUUGCCACUGUUGAUAAUGUGAGAACUAAGGCAUUAGCAGCUCAUCCAUCCCAACCUAUUUUCUUAGUUGGGUCGAACAACACACAUGUCUACCUUUGGGAGUAUGGAAGACCAAGUGCAACAGCAACUUAUGGUGUGCUACCAGCAGGCAACAUGCCUCCACCGUACGUCAUUCCUUCUGUUCAAACAGUUCGAUUUGACUCAGGUGGACACCGCUUCGUGACAGCUGCUAUGGAUGGUACUGUGUCCACCUGGCAGCUUGAAGUUGGAGGACGCAGCAAUGUUCGCCCCACAGAAUCUUGUCUCUUCUUCGGCGCCCAUGCCUCGGAUGCCACCUUUAUUGUGGGCAGCAACUCGCUUGUAGCUGCCACAGGAAUGACCAACACUGGGAACAAUUUAAUAGCAUGGGAAACCCUAGCACCUCCCAGUUCAAAUCGUCAAUCUAUUUCGUGUCAUGAAGGAGGUGCCCGCUGUAUUGCUUCCUUGGAUGUUGGGAUUGGAGGGAGUUCAAAUUCACCUUGGAUCGUAAGUGGAGGAAAGGGAGGCGAUAUUACUGUUCACGAUUUUCGGUACAUCCUGUCAAAGAAAGGCAGACGACCUCAGUCGCCUCUAUCAUCAAGUUCCAAGAACAGUGUAGAUGAGUCUGGGAGAAACGGGAUGUUGUGGCAUGUAUCUAAGGCACAUUCAGGAAGCGUCACAAGAGCAACAUCAGUCCCAGGAACACCAUACUUUUUUACCGGAAGCAAGGAUGGAGACAUAAAGCUCUGGGAUGUGAGCACAAGGUCAAUGGUGGGUCACUGGCAAAGAGUUCAUGAGCGUCACACAUUUCUUCAAGUUAAUUCAAGGAGCUUGGGUUCUAUAAUUCAGCAAGCUGCGGUUACUGAUGUGCAACCAACCGUGGACGGAUUCUUAAGCUGUGGCGGUGACGGCACUGUCAAAUUGUUCAAACACCAAUACUAGGAGGUACUACUUUGAUGGAACGUGCUAUCUUAACUUAGGCACCUCACUCUUUCAGGCUGUGAGAAUUAUGCAUUCAAUUAUCAUUUUUUGUAGGCCGAUCCUAUUAUGACUUGACAGAGGCAGUGACUCAUUAGUUCAGGGCUAUUGCAGGUCCGUUGUACCAUUUUGUUAGGUUUGUUAGAGUUGCCACUGGACACAGUUGCAUUCUUGGUAGCUCAAGGUUUAGAUGAGAUUACGGAGAACUAGGAAAUUCUUAUGUCAGUAGCUGACAACAUGUGAAAUAAUCAUGAGUUCGUGUUUAUCAUGUUUCCAUUAGGCGGUUUCCAUUGAUGAAUCACAACAAUCCACGCCAUUUUAUUCUAUCCUUGGAGUGGUGAUGUUGAUAAUAUGUAUCCAAGCGUUGAGUGAUUUCAAACGCAGCAUUUACUAAAUUCAUUUGAGCUCCAGAUGUGGGAACCUCCUCAAACGAA
Messenger RNA from Physcomitrium patens, 8755 nucleotides. RefSeq lists its product as uncharacterized. Gene Ontology annotation, cellular component: RAVE complex. Gene Ontology annotation, biological process: vacuolar acidification. Gene Ontology annotation, molecular function: protein binding. The record is from RefSeq and is a predicted model, not a curated record. Lineage: Eukaryota; Viridiplantae; Streptophyta; Bryopsida; Funariales; Funariaceae.